Messenger RNA from Osmerus eperlanus (European smelt), 2325 nucleotides. It is a transcript of the gene rad51, whose product is annotated as RAD51 recombinase. Gene Ontology annotation, molecular function: single-stranded DNA binding; DNA strand exchange activity; ATP-dependent DNA damage sensor activity. The transcript is spliced from 10 exons. Bases 243 to 1259 code for a protein of 338 amino acids. Gene Ontology annotation, cellular component: condensed nuclear chromosome. NCBI's taxonomy places the organism in Eukaryota, Metazoa, Chordata, Actinopteri, Osmeriformes, Osmeridae. Gene Ontology annotation, biological process: mitotic recombination-dependent replication fork processing; double-strand break repair via homologous recombination; DNA recombinase assembly. The record is from RefSeq and is a predicted model, not a curated record.
AAUAGAUGGUGGUAUGCACCUACACUGGUUUGAGACCCGCUAUUAAAUCACAGAAGAAGACCUAAACGGGGGCUCUGACGGGGCUAACGUCAUCAAAGAGUAUACACUUCGACGUCAUUACGUUGCCGAGUAGAGACUUGCGCUGACUGACGAGCGGGAGAAUUUGGUUUCCAAAUAAGAACAAAUAUUGCUACCAGUUGCGAAACGUAGAAUAAACAUACUUCACGUUUCAGUAAAUCAAAAUGGCCAUGAGGAGUGAAUCCAGAGUGGAGGCAGACGUAGAGGAAGAUGAAAGCUUUGGACCACAACCUCUGAACAGAUUAGAGCAAUGUGGUGUCAGUGCCAGUGAUAUAAAGAAACUGGAGGAUGCAGGCUUUCAUACCAUCGAGGCAGUGGCAUAUGCACCCAAGAAAGAGCUGCUCAAUAUCAAAGGCAUCAGUGAGGCCAAAGCAGAUAAAGUUCUGGCUGAGGCUGCUAAACUAGUGCCCAUGGGCUUCACCACUGCUACAGAGUUCCAUCAGCGACGCGCUGAGAUAAUCCAGAUCUCCACUGGUUCCAAAGAGUUAGACAAACUGCUUCAAGGUGGGAUUGAGACUGGCUCUAUCACAGAGAUGUUUGGAGAGUUCCGAACAGGGAAGACACAGCUGUGCCACACCCUGGCAGUCACUUGUCAGUUGCCCAUUGACCAGGGUGGUGGAGAGGGCAAAGCCAUGUACAUCGACACAGAAGGGACUUUUAGGCCAGAGAGACUCCUGGCUGUAGCUGAGAGGUAUGGGCUGGUGGGGAGUGAUGUGCUGGAUAACGUGGCUUAUGCCCGGGCCUUUAACACAGACCACCAGACCCAGCUCCUGUACCAGGCGUCCGCCAUGAUGGCUGAGUCCAGGUAUGCUUUGCUGAUAGUGGACAGUGCCACAGCCCUCUAUAGGACAGACUACUCUGGUAGAGGUGAGCUGUCUGCCAGACAAGGCCAUCUGGGACGUUUCUUACGGAUGCUGCUAAGGCUCGCAGACGAGUUUGGCGUCGCCGUGGUGAUCACCAACCAGGUGGUAGCCCAGGUGGAUGGAGCAGCCAUGUUCUCAGCAGACCCCAAGAAACCCAUUGGGGGAAACAUCAUGGCACAUGCCUCCACGACGCGACUUUACCUAAGGAAAGGCAGAGGGGAGACCAGGAUCUGUAAAAUCUAUGACUCGCCCUGCCUCCCCGAGUCAGAAGCCAUGUUCGCCAUCAACCCUGACGGAGUGGGUGACGCCAAGGACUGAGCAGGCCUUAAUCCAUACUUGGAGGGAGGCACAAGGCUGGCCAUGUGACUUGUGCCUACUCACCUUCUCACCAACCCAAGCACCCAUUGCACAACAGCACACUUUCGUAGUGUGCACAAUAUUCAGGCCUGAGAUGACAGGUAGAUUAGGGAGGUACAGGUCCCAAAAGUUGGUUUGGUUCUUUUUUGGACCAUUGUAAUGCAGAGAAGAAGCAGGGGUGUCCACAGUACAUUCUGUGAGAACACAUUGUAUAGGGAAUUUAACAGUUUUUUGUGCUUUGGUCUAAAGUGACGCACAAAAAUGCCCAUGCCCACACUAUAAGAACCUAUGUCUUAUUAAAGUUUUGAGAGGGAUAGCGGGCUAAAGAAAAAAAAACUGCGAUAUUAGAUCUUGUUGAAAAUCCUCUGGAUGGUUUUUGUUAUAUUAUUUGAAAAUGUAUUUGUGUAUUUGUGAUCCUGUGUUUUAUGUGUGGUUUCUAGCAGUCUGGUUUCCUUGCUUUUUGAUCUAAACAUUACAAUGACUACUAAAUGUAUUAUUGAAGAGCAGUUGCUUGACCAAAAGACUAGUUGUCCACACAGUACAUUAUUUAACAUUGUGUGCCCUGAAGUAAAUUCUAAAACCUAUCCUUUAUAUUAAAUGUUUUAUCUGUGUUUUCUCUAGAGUCUUCCGUCACUUAGAUAAUCUAAUUUACGUUUACGCUAACAUUUUGCAUAUAAGAAGCUGAUUUAUUUGAUGAGAAGUGAUUUCAGAAUUUGGAGUGGUUUUAGUUAGCAGGUUAGCCAUGAAUCAGAUGUUUUUCAACAAACUAAUGGAAUUUAAAGAGUAGUAAUGACAUGUUUAGCAAUAUUAUUGUAUUUAUAAUAUGUCCUCCACACAAAGGAUGCUCAGUAUUGUGGAAUGUUGAAGCAUUAAGGGCAGCAUCCACUCGCAAUUUGGCAGUAUUCUAUUUUUCGAUUAAAUCAUGCUUUAUUAGCAUGAAUGAUUGAGCAUUGUUGCUAAAGCCACAUAAGAUUUAACAAAAUACAGUACCAGUCAAACUUUUGGACACAUUUUCCCAUAAAUAUGA